Molecule: messenger RNA, 369 nt
Organism: Mesocestoides corti
Lineage: Eukaryota; Metazoa; Platyhelminthes; Cestoda; Cyclophyllidea; Mesocestoididae
Source: the annotation of a GenBank genome assembly
AUGGAAAGCAAUAAUAAAGAUUCGGGUGCAGUUCCUUUCCGCCGAAUAAAAGUCACUGAUCCAUCUCAGAUUCCCCAGGAUUACAGUACGACACCUGGUGGCAGUAUAUUCAGCACCACUCCCGGUGGCACUCAUCUCUACUAUGACCGGGACACCAUGCUCCUGUACAAAAACUCGCCAAUUGCCCGCUCACCACCAGCAAACGUGUUCUGCAUGCCAGGGGUCAUCUGUCCCCCCACUUGCACCGGCGGCUGCAAUCUGCCAGCCCCACAGAAGAAAACCGAAGAUUCUCCAAAGGAAUCUGUAGAGAAGCCUAACGAUGGUAGCGGACAUAAAGGUGAUGACGCUACCUUCGACCUGGACCUCUGA